This is a messenger RNA of Symbiodinium sp. CCMP2592, 888 nucleotides long. NCBI's taxonomy places the organism in Eukaryota, Dinophyceae, Suessiales, Symbiodiniaceae. The record is from the annotation of a GenBank genome assembly.
AUGAAGAUAGAAGAUGGUGUUAUACAAAUCCGGGAUUACAUGCCUACAGUGGAAGCCGUGGGAAAGGUUCAGGAGGAGAGUGCAGCAGCCCAAGCGGCAUCGGUAACAGAUGCCGGCGAGAAGAGAGCAGAGGAGCUGUGCUCGAAGUCCACGGUGACCUUUGAUGAGGUCUGGAGCGCGGUUCAGCUGGCUAGCUUAGUUGAGAGGCGAACAGACAGGAUGAAGCAAGUCGACAACGAGGAUGCCAAGACGUUGCCUCUGUGGACUUUCGGAUUGUUUGUUCAUGGAGGGGUGCUGGGAGUGACUUCAGAAACCCGUCGGCAUCCAUGGCUUGUUAAGCUUCUCUGCAAGUUAGUGCGGCAGCAGGAACCAGACCUGGAGUUCUUGUCACUGAGUAUGGCAAUCAACUUGGUGUUCCGGCCUCACCGGGAUCGCAACUCUUUGGAGCGAGAGUCUGUGGUACUGGGCUUGAGCCGGUUUCAGGGUGGACAACUCUGGACUGAAGGGCUUCCGGGGGAAUGUGGCAACACUGCUAUACGGCACAUCGAUAACGAGGGGCAGCAGAAACCUGGAAAGCUGCACGAGCUAUCUCACAAAUACGUGAGGUUCAAUGCCGCGGUCCGCAUGCACGGGACAGAACCUUUUCAAGGAGUGCGGGGUGUCGCUGUUGGCUACACGCCACGCGGCCAUCUCAACGUGUCCUCGGAUGUCCUGAGAGAGCUGUGUGAGCUGGGGUUUUACAAUGAGAGAAUGCAGAAGCCUCGAGUCAGCUUUGGAGUCAGCGAAGGCAGUGCAAACAACAUCGAGCACGGCAGCAGCAGGCUAGAAGCAGAGUGCAACAGCAUCAUUCCCGAGCGUCCCUUAACCGAAACUACUCAGUGUUUGUGA